Molecule: messenger RNA, 1607 nt
Organism: Plectropomus leopardus (leopard coralgrouper)
Lineage: Eukaryota; Metazoa; Chordata; Actinopteri; Perciformes; Serranidae
Source: RefSeq, a predicted model, not a curated record
GUUUGACAUUGUGGGAUAAGAAAACCCUAGAAGAGAACACAGUUGAAAACUCUCAGCACAGCAGUAAAUUGGACAUUUCUGCAUCUGACUCCAUCGAUUCCAAGGCCUCUCAGCUGGAGGUUGAAUCUUCUCUGAAGGCCAGUUUCCUGAGUGGAAUGAUUGAAGUUGGAGGGUCUGCCAAGUAUUUAAAUGAUAAGAAGAGAUUCAAGAAUCAGAGCAGAGUGACUUGUCAGUACAAAGCCACCACCUACUUCAGAGAGUUGUCGAUGCUUCACCUUCUCAAAAUGAGCCAAGAACAGGCCAACAUCAUGAAGAACAGCUCGGCAACACAUGUGGUCACCGCCAUCCUUUUCGGGGCAAAUGCUUUCUUUGUGUUUGACAGUAGGAAGUUGGGAGCCAGCAAGGUUCAGGACCUCCAGUAUGGCAUGGAAGCUAUGAUACAGAAGAUCCCCACGUUUGUUAACAGUGAGGGGAAAACUGAAAUCAAGCUGAAUGAUGAUGAAAAAGCCCUGACCAAGGAAUUCUCCUGCAAGUUCUACGGAGACUUCAUUCUUGAAAGCAACCCUACAACGUUUGAAGAGGCAGUGCAAACCUAUGAAAAACUUCCAAAGCUGCUGGGAGAAAAAGGAGAGAAUGCUGUUCCAGUGAAGGUCUGGCUGAUGCCCCUGAAAAAUAUGGAUACUGAAGCUCCUGAGCUGACGAAGAGGAUCAGCAUUGGGCUAGUGAGGAAGAUGGAGGAUGCUCUGGAAGAUUUAGGGGAAGUAGUUAUGAGAUGCAAUGAUUCUCUGUUAGAUGGAGUGGUAGAAAAUUUUCCACAGAUGGAAAAACAGUUAGGCACUUUCCAAAAAUUGUGUGAUCAUUACACAACUAAACUCCAGAGGACCUUUGCGAAGAAACUUCCCUCCAUCCGCGAAGGUCAGGAAAAUGAAAGUGCAGCAGAAGAACUCUUCAAUGAAAGGAACAAGUCACCAUUCAGUCAUGAAAACCUGAACAAGUGGCUGAGUCACAAAGAGAGAGAAAUCAACAUCAUCAAGUCCUGUGUCGAUACCAUGGAGGGCAUAAAAGUCGUCCCAAAUAAGUCUGAGCUAGACAGAGAGGUUCUUACUCCAGGUGUAGAGCAUGCUCUGUGCUUUGUUUUCACCUCCCUGACGAGUGCUGACCCUGGCCUUGAUGAGUUAGCUAACUACCUGGACUCAGGCAGUGAAUUAGAAGUAACCAAAGAAGAUCCAUGGUACGUCUCAGCUGAAGUUUUCACCAAAAUGAGAGAAAAAGCCAAAACUUUAAGUCAUUAUGCCAAAGCCCAGAAGAACAACAACAGGGUGCAUUUCUUUAUAGCAGCCAUUGAAAAUGAGAAAUACGCAGGAGCGACUGUAUACCUUUACAAUAACGGCAUUCUGGCCUGUGAAAACUAUUCAAAGCCUGAAGUCCCCGAUGUCGAGACCAUCACAAAAAGAAAAGAUUUGAUCAUUUGUAAGUCAUUUUUUAUGCUGCAUUUUGUUUGUUUAAGUGAAAAAUGUUGUACGAAUACCUGUUCUCCAGAAACCUGUUUGACCAUCACAAUAAUUAAUACCUCAGGGCUGUUAAAUGAUUAACGUUAAACUAAUUAA